Molecule: messenger RNA, 931 nt
Organism: Pogonomyrmex barbatus (red harvester ant)
Lineage: Eukaryota; Metazoa; Arthropoda; Insecta; Hymenoptera; Formicidae
Product: pyrimidodiazepine synthase
Biological process (GO): glutathione metabolic process
Cellular component (GO): cytoplasm
Molecular function (GO): glutathione dehydrogenase (ascorbate) activity; glutathione transferase activity
Source: RefSeq, a predicted model, not a curated record
UCGAUAUUUAUUCCUCACUGGCUAAUGGAAAUGUCGAAUGUUGUCUAGAAAGCACAGACAUUUACUGACAUAGAUACGAUCAGAUACGUGGAUUAAAAUGAGCACGAAACAUCUAAGUACCGAUUCGGCACUGCCGCCUCUCGUGCCCGACAAAAUACGUCUAUACAGUAUGCGCUUUUGUCCAUAUGCGCAAAGGAUACACCUGAUAUUGGAUGCCAAACAAAUUCCGUACGACGUAGUAUAUGUAAAUUUAACAAACAAACCAAAUUGGUUGAUAGAAAAGAGUCCUCUUAAUAAAGUUCCUUGUAUCGAACUGGAAGAAGGAAAAACAUUAUAUGAAAGCCUAAUUAUUGCUGAAUAUUUAGAUGAAGCUUAUCCUGAAAAUAAGUUAUUUCCUAGUAAUCCGUUGGCAAAAGCUCAGGAUAAGUUAUUGAUUGAUAGAUUUCAUGCGGUAAUAUCAUCUAUGUACAAGGCACUUUAUCUAGAAGCGGAAUUAGCGCAAGAUAUGUUCAAUGACGUAUUAAAUGAUUUACAAUUUUUUAAUCGGGAAUUGGUAGAGAGGAAAACUCCUUUCUUUGGAGGCAAAGAACCCGGUAUGGUAGAUUAUAUGAUAUGGCCGUGGUACGAAAGAGCAGAUGUACUAAAAUUAAUAAAAGGGGAGCAAUUUACCAUACAAAAAAAUUCUGUCCUGCAAUUGAUUGAAUGGAUAGAUGCCAUGAAAGACAAUCCUGUAGUGAAGAAAAGUUUUCUAAAAACUGAAAUACAUGCCAAAUAUGUACGCAGUCGUUUAGCUGGGACACCUCAGUAUGAUUUCAUAUGAUCCAUUCCAUCUUGCGAUAUUUUAACUUCAAGCGUUAUAUCACUCGUAUCUUACUAUUUCAACCAUAGCAAAUUAUAUUUUAUAUAGCCAUAUAAAUAUAAAUAUAUAUAU